Aspergillus calidoustus is the source of this 3246-nucleotide messenger RNA. NCBI's taxonomy places the organism in Eukaryota, Fungi, Ascomycota, Eurotiomycetes, Eurotiales, Aspergillaceae. The record is from the annotation of a GenBank genome assembly.
AUGCCCUCCGAAUUCAGCAUCCUCACCCCCAAUGCCAUGCUCGGCUACGGCUACCGAGCCGAGCACUUUUGGCACGGGAUUGAAACAUUCUCGCCAAAGGCCAUCAUCGUCGACAGCGGGUCCACAGAUGGUGGUCCCUACAAACUCGGCCUGAACAAAAUGACAUGCGGUCGGGAAUCUUACAUUCGAGAUCUCACGCCGAUUCUGCAGGCGUGCUAUCAUAAGAAGAUCCAGGUCCUUGUUGGCUCUGCUGGUGGCGAUGGGAGCGAUAGCCAUGUGGAGGAGAUGUUGGGGAUUGUAAGGGAGAUUGCGGAUAAGGAGGGUUUUUCAUUCAAGGUUGCGACGAUCAAUGCGGGCUUUACUAGGGAUUUGCUCACUGAGCGGAUUGGGAAUGGGGAGGUCAGUCCGUGUGGGCCUGUGGAGGAGUUGACGGCCGAGAGUGCAGAGAGGGCGAUUGAUAUUGUUGCCCAGAUGGGCGCAGAGCCAUACCUCAAGGCUCUCCAGUCGAGUCCGGACAUCAUCCUCGGCGGCCGCUCAUACGACCCGGCCCCCUUCGCUGCCUUCUCAAUGUACCACGGCGUAGAGCCCGGUGUCGCAUGGCACAUGGGCAAGAUCAUGGAAUGCGGCGGAAUCUGUGCGGUGCCCAAGGGACGAUCGAUGAUCGCGACGAUGCGCAGGGACUCGUUCGACCUCACCCCACUGGCUCCCAAAGAACGAUGCACUCCCCUCUCCGUCGCCGCACACACGCUCUAUGAGAAGACCCGGCCGGAUCGACUCCCAGGUCCUGGUGGUGUUCUCGUGCUGGACAGCGCAUCGUACGAGCAGUUGACAGAAAAGACUGUGCGCGUCAGCGGCGCAGAGUUCAUCCCCAGCUCCGUCUACCAAGUCAAGCUGGAAGGCGUUGAGACGCUCGGAUACCGCACAAUCUUCAUCGGCGGCAUCCGAGAUCCAAUCCUCAUCGGCCAAAUCGACCAAUUCCUAGCAGAGGUGCGAGCGUAUACACAAAAGCUCUUCCCGGAGCUUGACCAGUCGCCUCAGUGCCGACUCAUCUUCCAUUUCUACGGUCGCAAUGGCACGAUGGGCCCGAUUGAGCCGAAUCCAGUGGCGGGACAUGAACUUGGGAUUCUCGGGGAGGUCGUUGCGCCGACGCAGGAAUUGUCGUAUACUAUUGCGAAUAAUGCUCGUGCGUCCAUUCUGCAUAUGCCAUAUACCGACCAGGUUGCCACGACAGGGAAUUUUGCUUCUCCACUCUCGCCACAUGAGACGCCAGCUGGGCCUGUUUUUCGGUUUAAUGUGUAUCACCUUGUGAAUCUACAAAAGGGUGAAGAGGUGUCGUUGUUCCCAAUCAGCGUGACUACUAUCGAGAAUGAACCUCGCGACACGGCGUGCCCUGGCCUUGCGGACGAGGAAAGAGCACAGCUGGCCUCGGAACCGCUACAACCACUGAUGAUAAAGGCCAUUCCGCAGGAAGAGUGCAAGAUGCUCGACAUCGCCAAGAUCAUCCGGUCGAAAAACUCCGGGCCGUUUGAACUGACGUUUGAUAUCAUGUUUGACACCGAAGAAGCGUACCGACGAGUCAAGAACGCGAAUAUCUUGACCAACGCACGGAUCAUGGAGCUUUAUCACCUCCAGGGCGAGGACAUUAUCACAAACAUGUUCUUCGAGCCCGCGCUGGCAUGGAAGUGCACGAUCAAACGUCCCUGGGAGCAGGGCACUGUUGGCGAGCGCGACACGCUGGGAACCCAACAGCAUGGUCCGUUGCUGAGCAUCACUGUUCCCAAGGUAAGCAGCGACAGUCUGAUAUCUCGGGCCUCAUUCUCUGCGAAAGACAGCGUGGGGUACAUCUGGACGACCCUCGGCCUCCCAGCCGCAUCCCUCGGCCAAUUGCGUCUCCCUGGUAAAGGGCAGGGCCUCCCCUCCUCGUUCAAGAUUGCGCAUCUAGCCCAAGCCUCCAUCGGGCUUUCGGCCCUCCUCGCUGCGCAGAUUCACGCCCUGAGAAACUCUAUCCCAGUCCCGGCCGUCACAGUCCCUCUGGAACACGCAGCAGUCGAGUUCAAAUCUGAACGCCUCUAUACACUGGCCGGCAAACCUGCACCCUCACCCUGGGGCCCCAUCGGAGGCCUUCACAAAGCGGCCGACGGCUAUGUUCGGCUUCACGACUCCUUUCCUAACCACCGAGACGGCGCAAAGACGCUGCUCGGCUGCUCACCAGACGCCACUCGCGACGAGAUUUCAUCCAAGAUCUCCGCGUGGCGCGCAGUCGACCUUGAGUCCGCUGCCUUCAACUCCAAACUUGUCAUCUCCGCCCUCCGCAGCUACAGCGAGUGGGACGUCCUCCCGCACGCAAAGGCAAUCUCCGACUUCCCCAUCCUCCUCCGCAAAUUGUGCGAUGGGCCAAAGGGCCUCCCAGCCACAAUGCAAUCCCUCAACGCAGACAAAGCCCUCCGCGGCCUGCGCGUCCUCGAACUCUCCCGCGUCAUAGCAGCCCCGCUCUCGGGUAAGACCCUCGCAGCCCACGGCGCCGACGUCCUCUGGGUGACAAGCCCCAACCUCCCCGACCUCCCAACAAUGGACCGCGACUUUGGCCGGGGCAAACGAACCAUUCACAUCGAUCUUGAUGACCCCUCAGGACGCGAAGAUUUGACCAGCCUCCUCGACGACGCCCACGUCUUCACACAGGGGUUUCGACCCGGCAGCCUCGCCUCGCACGGCCUCUCACCAGAUGAAUUGGCAAAGCGCUACGCGCACCGCAACAUCAUCUGCGCAAACAUGUCUGCUUACGGUCCCACGGGCCCCUGGUCCUCAAACCGGGGCUUCGACUCGCUCAUCCAAACCUGCAGCGGCAUGAACGUUAGCGAAGCGCAGCACUUUGGUGCCGGCGAGGUAGCCCGCCCAACGCCCUGCCAGGCCCUCGACCACGCGGGUGGAUAUUUCCUCGCCGCGGGGAUUAUGGCUGCGCUCUAUAGGCAGGCGACGGAGGGCGGGAGUUGGGAGGUGGAUGUUUCCCUCGCGGGGGUGAUGAAGUAUUUGCGGUCGUUGGGGCAGUUUGGGGGGAGGAGUGGGUUUGAGAGCAGGGAUUAUUGUUCUACAAAGGAUGUGCCGGCAGAGUACUUGGAGACGAGGGAUACGGGGUUUGGGGAGAUGGUUGCUGUUCGGCAUUCGGCGAAUAUCCAAGGUCUGCAAGUCGGGUGGGACGUUAUGCCGAAGCCAUUGGGCACGGACAGGAAGGAGUGGUUGGAUGUGUAA